UCGCAAGCUCGUAUUUCCAGUUCGGUAUGUAAGUACGAGUUGCGUUUUUCCGUCUCGAAUCGCUCUCAGAUUUCCUUAUUAGAACGAGUCAGGCAACUCUUAAAUAUUUGUAAGGUGAAACCCUCGGAAACCAUCAAUCUCGUGAUCCACAGUACGGGCGGAGAGAGAAAAUCGAGUUAGCUACAAGCCCGACUACGAACGUUAGAGCUCGAGUGAGAUUUAAAUACCGGCCAGAAACGACGGGAAAGAAAGAGAAAAGAAGAAGAGGGAGGGGGGAAGGAGAGAGAGAGAGAGAGAGAGAGAAAGAGAGAGAAAGAGAGAGAAAGAGACUCAUCGUACACCGGCCGAGCGAGGCUUCGGUCGUGCACCGGGAGAUAAAGACGUGUGCGACAAGGACAUAUCAGAGGGGCGUCAACUCGCGCGCAAGAUAUAUAAGCGCUCGCAAUAGCCGUAAGAGCAGAAACGACCACGUACUGAAGGCACUAGUACGCGAGCAACAUGUCCACAUAUGGCGGUGUCAGUGAUGGUAUUCACGAUUACGCGAAGAAGAAGAACGCCAUUAUAGUUGAUCUACGAAGCGAUACGGUCACAAAACCAACGGAUGCAAUGAGACUGGCUAUGUUCCAAGCGGAAGUGGGGGACGAUGUUUAUGAGGAAGAUCCUACAGUGAAAGAAUUGCAAAGAAAAGCCGCGGAGCUACUUGGAAAAGAAGACGCACUUUUUGUCAGUACCGGUACGAUGGGAAAUCUGAUAGCUAUCAUGAAUCACUGCGACGUACGUGGUAGUGAAGUCUACUGCGGCGACAAGUCGCAUGUAUUUCAACACGAGCAAGGUGGUGCCGCGCAAGUGGCCAGUGCCAGCCUCUGCGUCCUGCCGAACAACGACGACGGCACGUUCGACCUGAAGAAGCUCGAGAGCAUGAUUCGCACCGACAGAGUACACGAACCGAUCUCGAAACUGGUGAUGGUAGAGAACACGAUUAAUGGGAUAAUCGUACCUCAAUCGUGGAUCAAGGAGUUAGCUGCGGUAGCAAGGAAGUACAAUCUUAGAAUGCAUUUGGACGGGGCGCGAUUAUGGAACGCUUCUAUCGCCUCGAAGAUCUCAGCGAAGGAUCUGGUGGCUCCGUUUGACUCUGUUACCUUUUGCUUGAGCAAGGGAUUAGGCGCGCCGGUUGGUUCCAUUCUUUGCGGAAGCAAGAGCUUCAUCGUCAACGCUAGGAGGAGGCGAAAGGUUCUAGGUGGCGGGAUGAGACAGGUUGGGGUAAUCGCCGCGACCGGGCUCGUCGCCCUGGAAGAAACGAUACCGCGAUUAGAGAUAGAUCACCGAAGGACGCUGACGAUCGCGCAAGCGAUCAAUCAGAUGCACUCCAAAGUAUUCACCGUGGACAUGAAAUCCGUACAGACCAAUAUGAUAUUCGUGGACGUGAAUUCCGAGUAUAUCUCCGCGAUGAAUUUCAUGAAGAGGCUCCAACAAGUGGAACAGUCCGAUGAAGAUGACAAAAUUAUAAUCCGCUGUCUCGCCUUGAGCGAAAAAUUGGUCAGAAUCGUUCUUCAUUACGACAUUGACGAUGCGAUGAUGAAUGCUGCUAUACGUAAAUUAAAGUAUGUCAUCAAUGAAUUGAUUUUUUAGGUACGGAUUUAAUUAAUACCUGUUGUUUCCUCUUGAAAUGUUCUUGAGAUAUAACUACUAUUUUGUUGCAAAAAAAUUGGAACAAAGAAGCGAUUCAGUUCACGAGGAAUCUUUUGAGUAGCAUCCGAAGCUGUGUAUUUUAAUCAUUUAGUUAUAAGUGAAGAAAGUGAGAGAGAAUACAGCGAAUUUUUAUAUUAUCAUUGACAACCUUAUUAUAUCAUUGAAUAGAGCUUAGAUUUGUUCUUUACUGUAUGAUAUUGCGAAUUAUAAAUGUCGCAGUUGAAUAAAUAGUCAAACGAAUGAA
Molecule: messenger RNA, 1933 nt
Organism: Odontomachus brunneus
Lineage: Eukaryota; Metazoa; Arthropoda; Insecta; Hymenoptera; Formicidae
Product: L-allo-threonine aldolase
Exons: 5
Coding region: 499-1629 (376 amino acids)
Biological process (GO): glycine biosynthetic process; L-threonine catabolic process
Cellular component (GO): cytosol
Molecular function (GO): L-allo-threonine aldolase activity
Source: RefSeq, a predicted model, not a curated record